UGAAGAAUUCUUAUACGACGCAAGUUGCUUUCCUUCUACUGUGAAAUGCACAGCCAAUAAAUUAGGGAACGCAGUUCGAACCAACCGAAUAUGUAUUGUUUGGGUUUCAGGGAUCAAUAGCGAUAAGAAUAGAAAAUUAUGUUGGCCUCGUGUACGUACACGAUCAUAUAACCUCUCAAAAAAUUUUGGUCACGUUGUGCCAAACGGUUCGAUCGUUAUCGGAGCUGGUGAUAUCGACGAUAAUAUGCCGAUAAACGAGCUCAAGACUGUGCCAUUGAGUUUUUUCCCCGGUGUUGUAAUGCUAUAAAUCACAGAGAUGUUACGGCGAAAUAGGUUGAAGCACAGAGUAAUAGCCAUUAGCAUCAUUGUUCUUGUGACAAUAUUUUACAAUGAAUUUUUCGUAUAUGAAGUACAAAAGCUCAAGUGGGCCAGGCGCGAGUGCUUAGAGUGCGUCAAAGUUCUUCUUGUCGCAGAUCCACAGAUACUCGGGGAAAAAUAUGAGAAUUACUUUGGUUCGUGGAUAGCGAGAUGGGACAGUGAUAGGUACUUAGAGAAAACGUUCUCGAGGGCGUUGAAAUUUUCUCAGCCACACGUCAUUGCCUUCUUAGGUGAUCUCAUGGAUGAGGGUCACGUAGCUAACGUGGAAGAUUUUGAGAGGUACAAAAGGAGAUUGGAUUCAAUAUUUUCAAUGCCAGAUGACAUAAUGAAAAUUUAUUUACCAGGCGAUAACGACAUUGGAGGAGAAGGUGAUCGUGUUUCUGCCAACAUUCACAAGAGAUUUAAUUUUGCGUAUACUCAACCGGAUACUUUGGUGUACAAGUCCGUCACCUUUUUCAAAGUGAACAGAUUGACGCGCACAAUGCCAGAAGCGCCGAAGGAUGCAUUUCUCAAUGAUUACGCAGAAAGAAAUACAACCAAUGUCAUUCUCAGCCACAUGCCUUUGAUGUUUACGCCUGGGGAUUUUGUGCAAAAUGUGCUUAAAGAGUUAUCGCCGCAGAUUAUUUUUACCGCGCACGAACAUAAAGCGAUGCACAUAAGUCUGGACACGGCAACGGAUCAGUUGAGCGAAGUUUGGAUCUUAUCGCCGUACGAAUCGCCUCUGUACCAAUUGAGAAUGGACGUAGGAGACAUUCACGAAGUACAAAUACCAACCUGCUCCUACAGAAUGGGUGUGCCACACAUGGGUUAUGGACUUGCCUACAUAGAUACUCAAGAGAAGACCGUCGAAUUCACGAUUCUGUGGUUACCGGGCAGAUUCCCGCAGCUACGUGCUUACAUAUUUAUCGUUGUAUUGGUCAUUGUACUUGCCAUUUGUUCUUUCUUCUCAGGUUGCUGCGUAAAAAGCUACGCCACUUACAAUCGUUUACCUUCCGUAUAGAAUAGCAAUCAAUUAAAAGUACUUAUGUGUUUAAUCCUGAAGUGCUACUUAUAUUUGUAUAUAAUUUCUUAUAUUAAUAUUUAUGUAGGUGGAAAUUUAUUCAUAAAGUUAAGAAUUUUUUUAAUACUUUUUAUACUUUUAACAAAAUGUUUACUAAAUGUUAUUUUGAUAUCUAGUCGAAGUUUCAUGACAAAAUCUGUGCUGAACUCGAAUUAGCAUUUGGAUAAAAGUUUAUUUACAGUAGCACUCCAGGAUUAAAUGGUAAACGAAUUUGGUGAAUUAUGAAUUAGAUAUUAAGAUCCGUCCAGAUUACAUGGUACUUCGACCGUCUGUUAAAUCCCAGAGGAAAGCGAGAUUAUUAUUAUCCUAUCAUGUUGAAAUAACUGAUUACAAUGAGGUUAUUUAUUAGCUAUGAAAAGUCUUAGAUCUCGCAGACGAGGCGCUUUUAGAAAACCUUUCCUAUGACUUUUUACAAAGUUAAGCUUUUGGCACACGAUACGAUUUUUCAUGCAUCGCAUAGAGAUAUAUAGAGAUCUGGCAUACGAGGCCUCUUAAUACAUGUCCUGAUUGGCUCCGAUGAUUAUGGUACCAAUCGUAAGCCAAUGAGGAUACAUAGUAAGACACCUCGUAUGCGAUCUAGCAUGAAAAAUCGUAUCGUAUGCCGAAGGCUUUACUUAUGAUAAAUACUUGACCGAUCAAACGAUCUCGGAGAGAGAUGUUCGAUUGUAAUUAUAUGAAGAGUCUCGUUCGAGCGAUUACUUGUUAAUCGUGAGAACGAGACUUGAAUAUAAUUAUGAUAAAUACUUAUGAUAAAUAUAUUCAUUUGCCUUAAUCGUCAUGCAUGAUUGAAGGCAUGACUUAAAAUAAAAUGCCAAAUGUUCUAUUGAAUAAUAGCGCUGGCUUUAAGUAUGCACUUUUUUUUUAGGUAUUAACUGAUAUUUGAAUUAUCGAGUGAUGAUUCAAGAUAUAUUAGCGAGGGGUUUAAAUAAAAUUUAGAUUUGUCGUAAAGAUACGUAAAACAAACAAUUCUUGUAAGUAUUUAAAUUAUCAUAACUGAAGUGCAUUUUGCAUAUCUAGCUUUUCGGCAAUCUAAAUGAGAGACAUUUCUUCAGCCUUAAAGCCGGCGCGAUAUAAAAGUAUUAUGUACAUAGUGAUAUUCAUUGUAUUUAUCUCGAUGUUUCUUUGUGAAAUCUUUGUGUAUACACACGUAAAUACGACGUGCCAAACGUUAACAUGGCGUUGGCACGCCAUUAUUACUCAAAUGAUUUCCUUUCAUAUUGGGUGACUUAAGAAAAAUCCUGUGCUUAAAAUACAUCACACUCUGUGCAAUGUCAAUAAAAUAAUAGAAGAAGUCCGUCGAUUAUACUGUCUCAGUUGACACGAUAAGAGAUUUUAUUGUAUCACGUUAUAAAGUAUAGAAAUAUAAGGAAGAAUUGUUGAGCAAGAGCACGUUUUAGAUGAAUCAAUUUAUAUUUCUCUCUAUGGACCCGUAUACACAGUAUUUAUUUGAAAUAAAUGUUAAGUGUUGACACACCUUAA
Monomorium pharaonis (pharaoh ant) is the source of this 2917-nucleotide messenger RNA. RefSeq lists its product as uncharacterized. Lineage: Eukaryota; Metazoa; Arthropoda; Insecta; Hymenoptera; Formicidae. The record is from RefSeq and is a predicted model, not a curated record. The transcript is spliced from 8 exons. Gene Ontology annotation, biological process: GPI anchor biosynthetic process. Gene Ontology annotation, molecular function: hydrolase activity. Bases 317 to 1378 code for a protein of 353 amino acids. Gene Ontology annotation, cellular component: endoplasmic reticulum.